AUGGUGCUGCUGCUGCUGCUGCUGUUGCUGCAGCAGCAGCAGCAGCAGCACGAGAUACACCUGAGGAUGCGAGACCCUGGGGGCGAGAAUGCUUCGAUGGGCGCAGCAGAAGAGGAGCAGCAGAUGUAUGCUCAGACCCCUCCGCUGUACACCCGAAAGCAGCCAGCUCUGCUGUCUCCCUGGACCUCUUGCAUGCAGCAGCAGCAGCAGCAGCAGCAGCAGGAGCAGCAGGAGCAGGAGCAGGAGCAGGGGGAGGAGCGCAGCAAGCAGUAG
Eimeria mitis is the source of this 273-nucleotide messenger RNA. RefSeq lists its product as uncharacterized. Bases 1 to 273 code for a protein of 90 amino acids. The transcript has a single exon. The record is from RefSeq and is a predicted model, not a curated record. Lineage: Eukaryota; Apicomplexa; Conoidasida; Eucoccidiorida; Eimeriidae.